Messenger RNA from Rhinocladiella mackenziei CBS 650.93, 1257 nucleotides. RefSeq lists its product as uncharacterized. The coding region runs from base 1 to 1257 and encodes 418 amino acids. Gene Ontology annotation, biological process: carbohydrate metabolic process; fungal-type cell wall organization. The transcript has 2 exons. Gene Ontology annotation, cellular component: fungal-type cell wall. NCBI's taxonomy places the organism in Eukaryota, Fungi, Ascomycota, Eurotiomycetes, Chaetothyriales, Herpotrichiellaceae. The record is from RefSeq and is a predicted model, not a curated record. Gene Ontology annotation, molecular function: glycosyltransferase activity; hydrolase activity, hydrolyzing O-glycosyl compounds.
AUGGCUUCUUUCAAGAGGAUCACUUUCGCCCUUCUCUCCCUCCUUACCACCUCCUUCGCCCAGACCUUUACCGACUGCAACCCGAUGGAGCGAACAGACUGUCCGGACAUGACUGCCUUGGGCGUGUCCAACUACACUAUUGACUUCACCAAGAGUAUCAUGUCGGAUCGCGUAUGGAACACAACAGCAGGCACAAUUGAUUACGAUACGUCCGGCGCCGAGUUCACCAUCAAUCAGCGUGGUGACGCCCCCACUGUCAAAACCGAGUUCUACCUCUUCUUCGGACAAGUCGAGGUUAUUAUGAAAGCCGCUCUUGGGCAGGGCAUUGUUUCUUCCAUUGUGUUGCAGUCCGAAGAUCUAGACGAGGUGGACUGGGAAUGGAUUGGAGGAAAUGAUUCAUAUGUGCAGACCAAUUACUUCGGCAAGGGUAAUACCACGAGUUUCGAUCGCGCCAUCUGGCAUCCCGUCAGCAACCCUCAGAAUGAGUGGCACAACUACACCGUGGACUGGUCACGGGAGAAGUUGGAAUGGUUCAUCGACGGACAGUCCAUCCGUGUGUUGAACUACGAAGAUGCCAAUGGAGGUUACAACUUCCCUCAAACUCCUUGCACCGUCCGACUUGGUAUCUGGGCUGGUGGCGACCCCAAGAACCCCAACGGUACCGUUGAAUGGGCUGGUGGAGAAACUGACUACGGCGACGUGCCUUUCACAAUGACUGUCAAGUCCGUCCGUGUAUCCGAUGCCAGCAGAGCUACACAGUAUGCUUGGGGCGAUAAGUCCGGCAGCUGGCAGAGCAUCAAGCUCCUCAACGACACCGAGCCCAUCAAACUCGACGGCGAAAACUCUGACUCCACCGUGCAAACCAUGGAACAGAAGUGGAAUGGCUUGGCCCCGACGACCAAGUAUAUCAUCAUCGGUGUUGUGGUGGGCGUCGUCAUCCUGUGCAUUGCAAUUUUCACCUUCUGCUGCAUCCGCCAACGACGCGCGGGCAAGCACGAGAAACUGAUCGAGGACGCCAAGUACGAGAAGAACACGGCUGAAGUCCUCGCCUAUCGCGCCGAUAUGUCCCGCCUACGCAGCGAGAAGAUGAUGGCCACUCGGGUCCAUACCUCCCCCAUCAUGGGCAGUGCCGGUUCCAUGUACCAGAACAAUGGCCAGACUCAACCCAUGGUGGGUGGGAUGAGCCCCAAUCCCGGUUACGGGUAUGCGCAGAGCGUGAGCACCUUUGGAAGUGGACGGGGUUACCAGAGGUUCUAA